AUGAUGGCUCCGUUCGAUGUCAAGAAGAUCGCUGUCAUCGGCGCCGGGCCGACUGGUCUGGCGGCCGCGAGAUACCUCUCGGCACAAGCUGCUUUUGAGUCUGUCACCGUCUUUGAACAGCAGGACGAGGUAGGCGGCGUCUGGAACUACAGCGAGCACCCGACCACAUCCCUCCAUGUGCCACAAACGGAUCCGUUUUGUCCGCAGGACCCUCCGCUUCGGCCUAAGCCUGGCGCGCCUCCCGUAUUUCCCACCCCGAUGUACGGAACACUCCACGCCAACACCAUCAAGACGACGAUGAACUACAAAGACGCGCCAUUCCCCGAGGAUACAUGGGUGUUUCCCUCUCGGCAGUCGAUUUUCAAAUAUCUGGUGGAGUACGCCAAGGACGUGCACCAUCUCAUCAAGUUCUCUCACCAAGUUCAGGCGCUUGACCUGCGGCAGGAGAACGGCAGAGACAAAUGGGACCUUGUGGCUGCUUGCACGCUCAGCGGUCGCCGGUUCAGCGACACGUACGAUGCGGUGGUUGUCGCCAACGGACACUACGACAUCCCCUUCAUUCCCGAUGUGAAGGGUAUAAAGACAUUUCACGAGGCUCACCCGUCGGCUAUAUUGCACUCCAAGAAUUACCGCAUUCCCGAGCCCUUCAAGGGGAAGAAGGUGAUCGUAGUCGGCAAUGGGCCGUCGGGGCUAGACAUCGCCCGUCAAGUCAGCCCAGUAUCAGACAGGGUGUAUUUAUCUGUACGACACCCGACUCCACCAGACAAGGUCCAUCACAUUGGCGUGACAGAGGUCCCGCGGAUUGUGGAGUUUGUGCCAGAAAAGAGGGCGGUCAUUUUCGAGGGCGGGAGGACGGAAGAGGAUAUCGAUGCAGUGAUUUACUGCACCGGCUUCUUCUUUAGCUUUCCUUUCCUCACCGAUCUCCUUAAGCCGAACGUUUUGACGACCGGCAAAGGCAUCCGAGGCCUAUACCAGCACCUGUUUCUCAUUCGACACCCAACACUUGCCUUUGCCGGGUUACUCAUCAAGACUGUGCCGUGGCCCGUGGCCGAGAACCAGGCUGCAGUCCUCGGGGCCGUUUGGUCAAACGGACUGAACUUACCAUCCGUCGAAGACCAGGAGAAAUGGGAGCUCGACCUCUUCAGAAAACGCGGCGACAAGAACAUUCAUGUGUUACUUGACGAUGGAGACGACGGUCGUCACCUCAACAUGCUGCACGAUUGGGUGGCGGAGUCAACAAAGAAAGGCAAAGAGCCCCCGUACUGGCACGAUGAGCAGUUUUGGGAGCGCGGAGUUUACUGGUCAAGCAAGCAGGAGUUUGAAAAGCGAGGGGGGACUGCGACCACGCUUCGAGAGCUUGGCUUUGUGUAUCCCGGGGUCGGGAAAUGGAGGCACGCUGCUUCGAAGCUGUAG
This is a messenger RNA of Colletotrichum higginsianum IMI 349063, 1413 nucleotides long. Its product is annotated as Thiol-specific monooxygenase. Bases 1 to 1413 code for a protein of 470 amino acids. Lineage: Eukaryota; Fungi; Ascomycota; Sordariomycetes; Glomerellales; Glomerellaceae. The record is from RefSeq and is a predicted model, not a curated record. Gene Ontology annotation, molecular function: NADP binding; N,N-dimethylaniline monooxygenase activity; flavin adenine dinucleotide binding. The transcript has a single exon.